UUUUUUCCACCUUUACUCUCAAUCAUAUUUCAUACCACUCAAACUGGAACCUGAGAUUUUGACUAUGGAUUACGAAAGUAUUGCUACGCCAGAGUCGUGCUAUGUCGACUUUUGCCUUCUUCCCAUCGGAACUGGAACUGUAUCCGUUGCAGAAGAUAUUGCUGAGGUACAAAAGGUCCUCAAGGCGAGUGGAUUGAAGUAUACUCUUCACUCUGCUGGUACCACCGUGGAGGGAUCGUGGAACGAGGUAAUGGCGGCUGUAGGAAAAGCACAUGCUGUUGUGCACCGCCGUGGUGUAGUCAGGAUUCAGUCGUCGAUGAGGGUCGGUAGUCGAACGGAUAAGAAACAGACGGCGGAGGAUAAGGUCAAGAGAGUGGAAAACCUGCUGGCCAAGGACGAGUCUAAGUAAAUAUGUCAUUGGUGAUUAAAUCUGGGAUGGGAGGCAUACAGAUGAGACUAUGAAGCCUAUUUUAUCGGUAUAAUCUCUAUAUAUACCUUAUCCAGACGCCUUCUCGAGUGGCGGAUCAUAGCCGUGAACAUGCCACUGGACAGAGAAUGGCAAAACAGACCAAGUUCUAUCUGUAUGUGCUUCUAAAGCCCAAUAGUAAGUGUAAG
This is a messenger RNA of Fusarium odoratissimum NRRL 54006, 615 nucleotides long. RefSeq lists its product as uncharacterized. The coding region runs from base 65 to 409 and encodes 114 amino acids. The record is from RefSeq and is a predicted model, not a curated record. The transcript is spliced from 4 exons. Lineage: Eukaryota; Fungi; Ascomycota; Sordariomycetes; Hypocreales; Nectriaceae. Gene Ontology annotation, cellular component: cytosol.